AUCUGGCAGGCCUACAAAAAGUACAAUAACAACAAAAAAGAGUAGCGAUUGUCUCAAAUUUCUGUGAUUUUUGGUAAAAUUAGUGACUCAAUAAGACUGAAGUAGUAAAAAACGAUCAAAAAUGGCGUGGACCAAGAAGCAAAUCCUCCUCGCCAUCACAAUGGUCACUUGUGGCUCGAUAAAUACGCUAAGUACAAAAUGGGCGGAUAAAAUCGAAUCCAAAGGCUCUGAUGGCGUUGUACGACCUUUCAAUCAUCCCUUUGUUCAGUCGUCGUUCAUGUUUUUCGGAGAAUUUUUGUGUUUGCUGACAUUCAAGUUUUUGUACUUCUACUUUAAGCGCAAGGGAGACGGAAGUGAGAACGAAAAUGGCUUUGUCAAAGGAAAUCGGAAUUUUAGCCCGUUUAUUCUCUUUAUUCCUGCAUGCUGUGACAUGGUUGCGACGAGUAUCAUGUAUACCGGUUUGAAUUUGACGUAUGCCUCAUCGUUCCAAAUGUUGCGAGGGUCAGUAAUUGUUUUUGUUGGGUUCUUGAGUUUUGCCUUUUUGGGACGUACGUUCGUUGCGAGACAGUGGUCUGGAAUUCUCUUCAUCAUUUCUGGAUUGGCAAUGGUUGGAACAGCAGACUUCUUAUCCCACUCUGGCUCCGAUAACUCAGUAAAUAACGUCAUAACUGGCGACUUGCUCAUCGUUCUUGCCCAAAUCAUCACUUCCUGUCAAAUGGUUUACGAGGAAAAAUUCGUUGGUUCUUUGGAUAUUCCUCCAUUGCAAGCCGUUGGAUGGGAAGGCGUCUUCGGAUUCUGCAUGAUUUCAUGCUUGCUUGUGCCUUUUUACUUCAUUCACGUUCCCGCGCCUUUCAGUGCGAACGCUCAUGGCGUUCUCGAAGACUUACCCGAUGCUUUGUGCCAAAUCGCAAACAAUCCUCUCUUAAUUGUCGCCAUCACGGGCACAAUUCUCUCAAUUGCGACUUUUAAUUUUGCCGGAAUUUCCGUCACGAAGGAAAUUAGUGCGACAACUCGGAUGGUUUUGGAUUCGGUGAGGACUUUUGUGAUCUGGAUGGUUUCGUUGGCGAUCGGAUGGCAAAAGGAAGUUCAUGGAUUAGAAGUUGCUGGGUUCUGUUCGCUCAUUUUUGGUCUCUUUAUGUACAAUGGGAUCAUUGUGCCGCAGAUUUGGGAGAAAAUUAAAGGUUGUUUCGGACGUUGUUGCAAUCGCGGAGAUCGCGAUCAAAUGGAUGAGCCAAUUAUUAAUGCAGCUGCCGAUGAACCGCAUGUCUGAAAAGUGUGUGAUGUCUCGAAUCUCCAAUUUUUUUUAAUUUUUAGAGAGAAAAUCUUAUAUUUUUAUAGAAUUAUUUUUUUUAUCACUUGUUCAAAUCAAAAUGUAUUACCAUAUCGAUCAUUAAAUGAAUAAAAAUUAAGAAAAAGUACAAAAAUAUU
This is a messenger RNA of Culicoides brevitarsis, 1428 nucleotides long. RefSeq names its product solute carrier family 35 member F6 (gene Tango9). The transcript is spliced from 3 exons. Lineage: Eukaryota; Metazoa; Arthropoda; Insecta; Diptera; Ceratopogonidae. The record is from RefSeq and is a predicted model, not a curated record. Gene Ontology annotation, molecular function: transmembrane transporter activity. Bases 122 to 1270 code for a protein of 382 amino acids. Gene Ontology annotation, cellular component: intracellular membrane-bounded organelle; membrane. Gene Ontology annotation, biological process: transmembrane transport.